Molecule: messenger RNA, 3009 nt
Organism: Hydractinia symbiolongicarpus
Lineage: Eukaryota; Metazoa; Cnidaria; Hydrozoa; Anthoathecata; Hydractiniidae
Exons: 2
Coding region: 745-2274 (509 amino acids)
Source: RefSeq, a predicted model, not a curated record
AAUAGAUUAUAAAUUAUAACAUAUUAGUGAGGGCCACUAUGUAAUUUCGUGUGCACAUGUGUGUUAAAAGUGAUUUUUUGAUUUAAAGUUGUUCCUUAGGUCCCAAAUUACCAAAAAAAUAUGGGUGGCAAAAUUUUUUGUCCCAUCGGACCAAAUUAGAUGACGUCAUCACUUUUACAGUCAGCAAAAAAAUAAUUUCACAUUUAUAUGUCAUAUUAUAUAUUGUUGGAAAAAGGAGAUCGAGUGGAUCAAAAAAAAUGUAAGAACCAUGUCUUCAAAACGUAACGUUCGAAAGAUAUUACUAUUCAAACUUUGUACAAAUUACAGACCGGUAAUUUACUGACCCAGCACAAAAAUGACGAUAACCUGCUCAAUAGCGAAGUUUUUUUGUUGAAUUUUAGUAUGGUAUUGGGUCACCCUAAUGUCUUUCUGUUUGAUCAAAAUUUAUUGUUCAAAUCACUUCAAGGGAUAAUUUACAGACCAGUAAUUUACAGACCAAAGCACGUGUUUAGUUGUUUACUUUAGUUUUGAAAAGCAAGUAGCGAAUUUCACUUAGACAUUUUGUAUGUAUUAGUAUCAGUAUAAUAACAAGUUUUGUUUUAUAAUUGUUCGAUUUCAUGGACAUAGACAUAGAAUUCGAAUGUUCUAUUUCUAGAAAACAUUCUAUUGUUCAAUUUCAUAGCUAGACUGUUUAAUUUCGAAGUGUUAGUGAAGUGUAAUGUGAAGUUUAUAGUAUAGACAUACAUGCAUAAUAAUAAAAUGAUAAAAAAAAGGAUAAAAGGAACAAAAUCGAUAUGGGUACCGUUAAAAAAAGUGAAAAUAGUAACUUUCAAAGAUCUUGGAAAAUCUAUCAAAAAGAGAGUAGGGGAUAAAGUUAUACAACUCAAAGAGGAAAAAACGCUACUAUCAAGAUUUUUAAUCACUGCACGGAAAAGUCCCGAGUUGGAUUUGGAGCACUGUAUUGGCAACUUUGAGUUUUCUGUUGUACCAAAGGCCUUGUUCAGUGCUGAUGGAAUUCCAUUGGCUUGUUUAGACAAAUUAAAAUUGAUUCACGGUAUAGAGGAAUUAGCCAGCAAAGGACAAACGACCAAUGGUUUAUCUGGAGAAGUCGAAACAAACAAAGUAAUCAUUAUAGAUGGAAUGGCUGUUGUGAAUCAAACUCCAAAAACACCGGCAGUUAAAACAUGCAAGGAUUUCGCAUCAGCUUUCACAGAACGUGUACUACAAAUUUCAAGAGGAUGUGAUGAAAUACGAUUGGUAUUUGAUUGCUAUAUAGAAAACUCCUUGAAAGCACGGACAAGAAAGCAUCGUACAUCUGUUAAUGAAGUUCGAUACAAAGUAUCAGACAACAGCAAUAUUUCAUCCAUUAGUCUCAAGCAAUUUCUUUCCCACAUUGAUACAAAGCAAGCUUUAACCAUCUACCUGGCAAAGAAAGUGAUGGAGGCUCUUUCAUCAUUGCAUAUUCGGUAUAUAGUGACUUAUGAUACUAAAAUGGAAUCAAAUUUUGUUGAUUGCAGAAUACACGACCACGAAGAAGCUGACACAGCACUUAUAUAUAAUGCUAUGGAUGUUGCACAGCAAUCUCCUUUGACCAGUUGUAUUGUUUACUCUCCGGAUACUGACGUGUUUCUACUGCUAAUUUACUACUAUGAGAUGUUACCAAUAAAUACCAUUUUUAGAACAGGGCGAGUUUCUACUCUACGUGAUAUUGAUAUUCGUAAUUGCUUUGAAGCCCUUGGUGCAGUACACGCGAAAGCUAUUCUUGGUUUUCAUACGUUCACAGGGUGUGACCAAACUGGGCGUUUCAACAAGAAAUCGAAGUCUGCUUGGCUGAAGAUUUAUUUACAGGCAGAUAAUGAGGUGGUUCUGGCAUUAUCGACACUUGGAAGUACUGUCGAACUUCCUAAUCUGGAAACACUGGAAAGCUUAGAACGUUUCGUGGUUUCGAUGUAUAAGGGGAAUAAAUGUCCUGCAGACGUGGUAUCACUAUCUCAAUUGCGCUGGAAUUUAUUCUCCAAAUUCCAGUGUGAUGCUGAUAUGUUGCCACCAACAUUAGCUGCAUUGAAGUACAAAAUAUUCAGGUGUCACUUCAUUUCAAUGGUUUUACGAAGCUCGCAUAUCCUCAUUCAACAACUUCCGAAUGCAGUCAAUUAUGGUUGGGAUACAGAUGAAGUCGGUAACUUAUCCCCCAUAAUGACUGAUGAACUUCCUGCACCGUUGGCACUCAUCGAGUUAAGUUCUUGUAAUUGCAAAACAAGUUGCAUAUCCAACUGAUGUAAAUGCCGUAAAAAUGGUUUUUUGUGCACUGACAUGUGUAAAUGUACGACGUGUCAAAACAGUGGUGGCGCAAGCGAUGAAUCCGAGUCAGAUGAAUAUAGUUCUAGUGAUGAUGAGUGAAUGAAACAUUGUACAAGCAUUGCUGAAGUUGUUUUUUGUCAUUAUUUUCAGCAAUUUUUUUAACUUUGUGAAAUUGCCAGAAAGAAAGUAAACAACUAAACACGUGCUUUGGUCUGUAAAUUACUGGUCUGUAAAUUAUCCCUUGAAGUGAUUUGAACAAUAAAUUUUGAUCAAACAGAAAGACAUUAGGGUGACCCAAUACCAUACUAAAAUUCAACAAAAAAACUUUGCUAUUGAGCAGGUUAUAGUCAUUUUUGUGCUGGGUCAGUAAAUUACCGGUCUGUAAUUUGUACAAAGUUUGAAUAGUAAUAUCUUUCGAACGUUACGUUUUGAAGACAUGGUUCUUACAUUUGUUUUGUACCACUCGAUGUCCUCUUUCCAACGAUAUAUAAUAUGACAUAUAAAUGUGAAAUUAUUUUUUUGCUGACUGUAAAAGUGAUGACGUCAUCUAAUUUGGUCCGAUGGGACAAAAAAUUUUGCCACCCAUAUUUUUUUGGUAAUUUGGGACCUAAGAAACAACUUUAAAUCAAAAAAUCACUUUUAACACACAUGUGCACACGAAGCUUUAUAUCAGAACAUAGCAGUCCUCACUAUAUCUGAAGUUUUUAAUAA